AUGGGUCGUGGCGUGUAUCAAACUGCCGACUCUUUUUCGAGAAAGUGGGGUGCUAUGAGGACGAAGGUUAGCAACUUCAACAUCAUAUACAAUAAUCUCGUCAAUAACACUCGAAGGAGAAGUGGUGCGAGCGACGUCGAUGUCUUGACGGAAGCCCACAACGACUUUAGAAUGCACCAUGGGCAUAUGUUUACGUUGGUAACCACAUGGGAGCUUCUUCACAAAUCUCCUAAGUGGCAUCUUGUGCCACCGUUCGACCCAACCCGUCCUAGAUCCAAACGGUCUAUAUCGACAUCCACCACCGAACCAUCUGGGUCCGAUGCUCGUACAUUAAUUAAUCUAAACGAGGAUGCUGACGAGUUUGAAGAACCACAACUACAAGAGCUGCCUCGUCCAACUGGUAGAGAUAAAAGUAAAGCCAAGGCACGUGGAAAGUCUACUAAAUCAGAUGGCCCGUCAAAGAUGAGCGAGUUCCAGGCAUAUCUCAAGCAAAUAAUCUCCAUUAGGGAAAAAGACCAAGAAAUGAGAAUGGAGAAACAAAUCCAAAGAAAUGGGCUUUCUCGCAAGGGAUGUGUCACAUCUACCAGAGGAGGACCGAGUCAUUUUGGAAGCUCGUAA
Molecule: messenger RNA, 618 nt
Organism: Helianthus annuus (common sunflower)
Lineage: Eukaryota; Viridiplantae; Streptophyta; Magnoliopsida; Asterales; Asteraceae
Exons: 1
Coding region: 1-618 (205 amino acids)
Source: RefSeq, a predicted model, not a curated record